AUGAUGUUCCCCUGCAGCGCGCUGCCGCCGCCCCUCUACCCGGGCUUCCUGCGUCCCCCCGCGGCCCUCCCCUCGCCCCUCAACCGGUCGCUGCCCUCCGGCUUCCUGGUGGAGGAUCUCCUCCGGCUGAGCCAGCCUGUCGGGUACAUACAUCGGACUUUCUCCUCCAGGAGUCCCGGGGACAUCCUCCCGCUCAGCCCCGGGCCGGGCUCCUCUCCCCGGGCGUGUGGAGCCGCCACAGAGCGCUCCGGGCUGCAGAGCUCCGGGCCUCCGAGCCGCGGCAGCCCCGGACCUCCGCACACCGCCUGCCCCGAGUCUGGCUUCCUCAAGUUCGGCGUCAGUGCGAUCCUGGCCCCGUCAACACGGAGCGUUCAGAGUCUUCAGACCAAAUCCUUCCCGCUGCCGUUCUUUGACGGGACGCUCCAUCCUUUCAUCAGAGCUUCCUAUUUCACAGCCUCCUCGUCGGUGGUUCCGGUUCCGGGGACGUUUUCGUGGCCCCUGGCCCCCAGAGGGAAGCCCAGGAGGGGGAUGCUGCGGCGGGCCGUGUUCUCCGACCUCCAGAGGAAGGCGCUGGAGAGAACCUUCCAGAAGCAGAAGUACAUCAGCAAACCGGACAGGAAGAAGCUCGCCGGCAAACUGGGACUCAAAGACUCGCAGGUGAAGAUCUGGUUCCAGAACCGCCGGAUGAAGUGGAGGAACUCGAAGGAGCGCGAGCUGCUGUCGACGGGCGGCUGCCGCCAGCAGACCCUCCCCACCAAGACCAACCCCCACCCGGACCUCACCGACGUGGGCUCCGACUUCUGCAGCCGGCUGAGCAGGACGACGGCCGAGAGCCAAGAGUCAAACCUCCACCACAGCCACCACCAUCACCACCACAACCACCACCUUCACCAUCAGAACCCCUCGUCCCCGUCAGAGUCGAGCAAACAGUCGGAGUCGGACGGCGAAGAAAUCACAGUUUCCUGAAGCAGCAGCGGAACCUGCCCUGUACAUAGCUGUAUGUUCUGUUUAUACGUGGUUCAGAGUGUCGACGCAGCAAAUAAAGACACUGAGCCGGAUUAGAUUUAAUAUUGUAGAGUGAAAUGUUUAAAUAUACAAAAUGUUUCUCAGCCUUUAUAUUUUCUCAAAUAAAUCUUGAAAAGUCUCA
Messenger RNA from Stegastes partitus (bicolor damselfish), 1147 nucleotides. Its product is annotated as homeobox protein DBX1-B-like. Lineage: Eukaryota; Metazoa; Chordata; Actinopteri; Pomacentridae. Gene Ontology annotation, molecular function: DNA-binding transcription factor activity, RNA polymerase II-specific; DNA binding. Gene Ontology annotation, biological process: cell differentiation in spinal cord; regulation of transcription by RNA polymerase II. Bases 1 to 966 code for a protein of 321 amino acids. The transcript is spliced from 4 exons. The record is from RefSeq and is a predicted model, not a curated record.